AUGGACUCAUACAGGAGUCAAAAAACUCAAUAUACAAAUGGAGACCGUUCAAACUUUUGGCUUGGCAUUCCAUUUGCUGACUCAGAAGACUUUAUGGGUGGUAUUUCAACUGUUGGUACUGUACAAAUACAAUAUACUGGUGACAGAGACGGUCCAGAUGAAUUGAGAGCAAAGAAGUUUACAAAACCAAUAGCACUUUUCACGGAAGAUGCUCUUUUGAAGAUUCGUUCGAUGAAACCUGCUGGGGCUCCUCAGAUUGGCAUAACGACAGCUUCCAUCGAGCAGAUUUUGGCAGCAGGUCAGUAA
Messenger RNA from Trichomonas vaginalis G3, 306 nucleotides. RefSeq names its product protein of unknown function, DUF4106 family. The transcript has a single exon. The record is from RefSeq and is a predicted model, not a curated record. The coding region runs from base 1 to 306 and encodes 101 amino acids. NCBI's taxonomy places the organism in Eukaryota, Parabasalia, Trichomonadida, Trichomonadidae.